GACAACAGCCCACACCCCUCAAACUUGCCUUUACUCAGGAUUCAACCAAAGAGACUCUCCACACAACGGAGCCGUCUCUCUGCGAACAAAACAUUCAACUCGAGUCGCAGUCAAUCGAAGGGACUCAGUUUGGAUACAAGUGGUUAUGGUCUUGGGGACAUGAUCACUUGCGAGAGCCCUACUGAAGCCACUUCUCCGGCCUUCGA
Molecule: messenger RNA, 206 nt
Organism: Acaulospora colombiana
Lineage: Eukaryota; Fungi; Glomeromycota; Glomeromycetes; Diversisporales; Acaulosporaceae
Source: the annotation of a GenBank genome assembly